This is a messenger RNA of Helobdella robusta, 570 nucleotides long. RefSeq lists its product as hypothetical. The coding region runs from base 1 to 570 and encodes 189 amino acids. The transcript has 2 exons. The record is from RefSeq and is a predicted model, not a curated record. NCBI's taxonomy places the organism in Eukaryota, Metazoa, Annelida, Clitellata, Rhynchobdellida, Glossiphoniidae.
AUGGUUACGCAGGUCUGGUCGAAAUAUAUUGGCCUUCUCAUAGUUUCAGCUACCUUCACUGUUCACAAAAACAGCAUUUGCGAUGCUACAUGUUUCACUAGACGUUUGAACUGUCAGCAGAAAGAUGAAUGUUGUUGCGAUGAGCCCUCCUUGCAAACUACAUUCAACGACAUAUCAUCCAGCAGAGCGUUUGUUUCAUGCACCUGGACCUGCUCCAACAACAGUCACUGCCUCGCUUUCAAUUUUAAUGAAAAUUCAAAAAUCUGUAAAAUAUUUUAUGACGAACCUCUAAGAUGUUUUCAGAAUAUAGAUGGCUGUCAUCACAUGUAUCUGCCAGAAGCUGUAAUCCGGAACCUGACGAUAGGAGCUGACGACAGGAUAGUCGCGUUGUACUUCGACGGAGUGCCCCAACAGCGCAUGCCCAACUGGAGCACCUACAAUAGGUACGACUCCUACAUCGUCCCAUUUCACAUCCAAGUCAUUGCGAUCCAUGCUCACAACUCAAUAACCGGAAGUGAGCUGCAUUCAUCUUUAAAUCCACUUUUGAAUAUUCAUCUUAAUGUUGGCUGA